This is a messenger RNA of Saccoglossus kowalevskii, 773 nucleotides long. Its product is annotated as mediator of RNA polymerase II transcription subunit 20-like. Gene Ontology annotation, biological process: regulation of transcription by RNA polymerase II. The record is from RefSeq and is a predicted model, not a curated record. Lineage: Eukaryota; Metazoa; Hemichordata; Enteropneusta; Harrimaniidae. Gene Ontology annotation, molecular function: transcription coactivator activity. Gene Ontology annotation, cellular component: mediator complex.
AUUUCAAAUUUUGUUGUGUUCAAAUACAUUGCACUAAGAAAGGUGUUAGAAGUAUGGGUGUUACGUGUGUAUGUCAGUGGCCAGUACCAGAUAAUAAAAGCGUACAGCAAGUUGUUGAUAUGAUUGCCAAAAGAGUGGAACUUCUGGGCAGUAAUAAAAGUGGAACAUUCUGUGUGGACUGUGAGACUUACCAAUCAUCCCCUAUGAUGAUGCUACAGAAAACAGUACAUAUAAUUCACAAUUCAGAACAACCGAUGACAUCAUAUGCAGUCAUGGAAGGUCCAGGAAGUGCAGCCAACUGUUUGGUAGCUGAUACUAUGUUUGAUCAAAUAAUGCAAAGACUUAAGGGGUUUUACAUGCCAAAAAAAACACCCAAAGUGGAAUCUAAAGGACAGCAUUAUGAGCUUGGUGAUUUUAACGUGAAAAUUGGAACAGUGACAUUAGGUGGACAUGCCAAAGGUAUUCUACUGGAGAUUGAGUACACACCCUGUGUUGUUGUCUUAGAUUGCUGGAAUCUUCUGACAGAAUUCAUGCAAGGAUUCAUGGCAUCUCAUACACCGUCUUUACCCAGUUACCUUGCCAACAGACAAGAUGCAAACUACACACCCAUGGAUACAAUUAUGCAAUAUUUAGACCAUUUCAAUACAUUCACAGGCAGAAAAGUUGUACAGCAGCCAGCAAGAUAGUCACACAUUUUACUGGAUUUGUAUUUUUCGUUAUUUAUUACAAUAAAAAAACAUUGUUUUUUAAUAAAAUACAAAUAAGCUUGCUGG